UUUCUUCCCUGAAGCAUGGCUCGUACCAAGCAGACCGCUCGCAAGUCCACCGGCGGGAAGGCGCCUCGCAAGCAGCUGGCCACCAAGGCUGCUCGGAAAAGCGCGCCGGCGACCGGCGGCGUGAAGAAGCCUCACCGCUACCGCCCCGGCACGGUGGCUCUCCGGGAGAUCCGGCGCUACCAGAAAUCCACCGAGCUCCUGAUCCGCAAGCUGCCCUUCCAGCGCCUGGUGCGGGAGAUCGCGCAGGACUUCAAGACGGACUUGCGCUUCCAGAGCUCGGCCGUGAUGGCCCUGCAGGAGGCCAGCGAGGCCUACCUGGUGGGGCUCUUCGAGGACACCAACCUGUGCGCCAUCCACGCCAAGCGCGUCACCAUCAUGCCCAAGGACAUCCAGCUGGCCCGCCGCAUCCGUGGGGAGAGGGCUUAA
Messenger RNA from Gekko japonicus, 426 nucleotides. Its product is annotated as histone H3. Gene Ontology annotation, cellular component: nucleosome. Gene Ontology annotation, molecular function: structural constituent of chromatin; protein heterodimerization activity; DNA binding. The transcript has a single exon. Lineage: Eukaryota; Metazoa; Chordata; Lepidosauria; Squamata; Gekkonidae. The record is from RefSeq and is a predicted model, not a curated record. Bases 16 to 426 code for a protein of 136 amino acids.